CCCAGGGCAGCCCUGCCAGCCCAGCUCAGGCUGGCCCGGCUCGGCCUCACACGCACCAUGAAGUACCCCCUGGUGCCGCUGGUGAACGACCUCACGUUCUCCUUCCUGGUGUUCUGGCUCGGCCUGCCCGUGGCCUUGCUGUUGUUCUUGUUGAUCGUCUGGUUUCGCUUCUUACUUAGCCAAGAUUCAGAGGAAAAUGAGUCGGAUUUGUGCUUUGAUUGGGAGCCAUGGAGCAAAGGCCCAGCCGAGUGGGACAGUACACUCCAGAGCCAAGAGGAGGAGAGGCCCGGCCAGUGAGCCUGUUCUGCCAGACCCAGCCUGCCAGUUGUUCCCAGCUUGGUUUUCCUGGAGUCCGCUGAGCAGUGGUAAUGGCCGAAGUGGACGGGAGAGACUCGCCAGGGAGGGGAGAGGACUUCAGCGACUGAGGCACUUUUCUGGGAUGCCCACCUCGUUCCCUCCACAGUCUCCGGAGGACCCCCAAGUCCCGGGGAGGAGCCCGCAGCUGUGAAGACGGUAUAAGCAGUCACACGGGGAGAAGUUGGCCAAAUGAAUUGAGAAGAGGUCCUCGGGCAGGGCUGGGCCUGAGUGUGUGGGUCCAUAUUAAAGGCAACAGGGGCUGCCUGAGCUCAGGAGACCCUGACGCGCGUUCUGGGCCUGA
This is a messenger RNA of Eptesicus fuscus (big brown bat), 658 nucleotides long. RefSeq names its product adipogenin (gene ADIG). The record is from RefSeq and is a predicted model, not a curated record. The transcript has 3 exons. Gene Ontology annotation, biological process: white fat cell differentiation; brown fat cell differentiation. Gene Ontology annotation, cellular component: cytoplasm; lipid droplet; nucleus. The coding region runs from base 58 to 297 and encodes 79 amino acids. Lineage: Eukaryota; Metazoa; Chordata; Mammalia; Chiroptera; Vespertilionidae.